UAGAGCAGGUCAACCCUGACUGAACUCUGCAGGUUGAUUACAAACCACAGGUUACACACAGAAAUAAACUAAAAGUGAACUCUGUGCAGCAUUAGAGAACAGCUGUGGGCUGAAAGCAUGUCCCAGUGUCUCUACUGAUGGACGGUCAAACGCAGCCGUCCUGUGCGCAGUUAUAAAAAGGCUGACAUUGUUUGGACUGUAACCGGACCCCUGCAGGCUGCAGGACGAGCUGCUCAGGACCAACACAACUAUUCUUAGAGCUAUUGUUGUGCUGACGACAUGUGGAAGGUCAAACCUCUGCUUGCCUCUCCUAUGGAGACGAGAUACCGGCCAGUUUUGGAGAAUUUGGUCCCCCCUGACCCCAUGUCCCAGUUCCACCUGAAGAGAGGUUCUCCAGAUGAGGAGUUUCACCUCUGCAGGAACUCUACCUGGAUGGGAAAGAUCCUCACACGUGCCAUGUAUCGCCGACAGUUCCACCGCUGCACCCCCAGUGGAGUCAUCUUUGAUGAUGUCAUCCGCCCGGGCCUUGAGGAACCAGGUGACUGGUCCACUCCUGUAACUGUGGGCUGUGUCGCGGGCGACGCUCAGUCCUACGUCCUGUUCUGUGAUUUCUUCGACCGAGUCAUCGAGGCACAUCACGGACACAAGAUCACCAGCCAGACGUCAGAGGGCGACUUCAACUACGACAACGUGAAGGGAGGUGAUGACUUGGACAGGUCAUACGCUGCAUGCUGUGAGGUGAGUGUUGUUCGAGGCGUUGAAGACUUCUGCUUCCCGACACACUGCAGCCGAGGAGAGCGCAGACAGCUCCUCACACUGGCCAGCAGAGCUCUGCAGCGGCUGGAGGAGGAGCAGCUGCCGGGUCGACUCCUCUUACUGGAGGAGCUGAACCAGGAGCAGCAGAGGGAGCUGAACCUGAACACUCCGUCCUCCUCCCAGCUCCGUAUCGGCGUGGCCCGGGACUGGCCUGACGCCAGGGCGGUCUGGGUGAGUGAAGAUGGCAGCUUGGUGGUCUGGGUCAACAUGGAGGACCACCUCAGACUUGUGUCUACACGAGAUGAUGCCAACAUCACAGAGGCCUUUAAAUGCAUCUGCACCAACCUGCAGAAGCUGGAGGAGUUCUACAGACAGCUCAGACACCCGUUCACCUGGAAGCAGCAGCUGGGGUGGGUGAGCAGCUCUCCAGCCGACGUGGGGACGGGUCUGAGGAUCAGAGUCCACCUCAGACUGCAGCACCUCCCCAGACACAAACGGCUGCAGGACGUCCUGAAGAGACUGAGGGUCUGCAUGGACGCUACAGAAUCCCCGGCGCUGUAUUGUGUGAGCAACGUCGCAACCUUUGGCCUGAGCGAGGUCAGCCUGACCCAGCUGGUGGUGGAUGGGGUCAAACUGCUCAUCGCCAUGGAGAAGAGGCUGGAGGGCGGCCGAGAUAUAGAUGAGCUUGUUCCCACGCAGAAGUAGAUCUGGAUGGUGAUUGGCUGGAGGGAGGAGAGUGGAUGAACCGACCAAUCGGAUGGAAACGUUUAACUCGGUCCAACAGACACUGACAGAAGAAACCAUUCAGAGUGUGGCUGGUGUUUUCUGCCUGAACUUAACAGCUUGAAGAGUUACAGUGUGAUGAUUUCAAUGUCUUCGUCCUCGUCAAACUAACAGGAGAUCGUUUUAAAUGAUCACUAAUCGAUAUUCAGUUUUAUUAGAUACUGUGACGAAAAGAUCACAUCUUUGUUGUUAAGAAUAAUCAUUUAGCACAAAAUAAUCUGUAACUGACAUGUUCACUGUCAUCAAUAUGAUGAUCUUACAUGUGUUUUGAUAGACUGUCCUUACACUGGAACACAGUUAUUAUGUGCUAAUUAAAGGAAACUUGCAAAACAAAUUCAGCACAUUAAAGGAAGUGGAAACUUUAUCUUUAUCUCCUUAUACUAUGUUAAUUAUCACGCACCAAAAACUUUUGUUUAUAUACUUUAAAUACCAAAAGUAAAAGUACUCAUUAUGCAGUAUGGCCAAUUGCAGUAAAAUGCGCAUAUAUAAACAUGGUGUUGGUGUGUUUUCCUGAAGCCUGGGUCAGGACACGAGGUCUCAGUCCAGAAGAGUGCAGUCCUAGGAACAGCUAGGUCCUGGACUCACCUGGAGUCUGGUCCUGAUGGAGGGUGAAGGCUGAGUGAUGUCAGCAUGUGGACAGGUGACAGUAGCUGGGUUUCCAUUUCAGUUUUGUGCAAAAUUAAAGCGAUAUUUCGACAAUUUCGAUAAAGUACAAAUGCUGCUUGCAGGUGUUUCCAUUGAAAGGUGUUUGAAGCCAUUAGAUUAGUUUCCAUUGCCUGUUUUCUAUUGCGCUAUUUAGAUUUUGCGCAUUUCUCAGGGUCAUGGAAACCCAGCUAAUGUUGACAUGUGUAGCGGUGCACAUUAGGAACAUGAUCACAUAAACACACCUGGACCAGGGUCAUUUCCUUCAGCGAGUCACCUUGGCGACGGACCACUGUAAAUACGAGCGGACGUUCGGACGUCAUUCAGCGUGAAACAAACAGCUGAAGUUUCUGUGAUCACAAAAUGACUCUGACACCGUUUCAUCUGUGAGGCUUUUAUUUGAAAUGAAUCGAUCACGGCUACACUGGACUUCUGCUACGUUCCUGUUCAUGACGAGCCCGACUCAUCAGAGUCGGUCACGUGGUACAAGGUUCUAUCUGAACGUGAGGCGAAGGCUGUUUUCAAGUAAGAGGCUCAGAUUUACAGUCUUCUCCUCGUGACGUGAAGGCAGCGUCACACCUUGUCACCUCGCGCCCUGUCAGACAGGGCCGGGAGGUUUGCAUUGUUUGUUCCCUUCCUGGUUUUAAGUGCUACAACAUACAGUCCAAAGUGUUCUCCAGUUUCAGUAGUGACGGAGAACCAUUGCACGGUGAACCCUCACGACCUCGACACUGUAGAGACAAGCAGAGCCAGUUAGAGGCUCUGUCGAUUAGUGGGAACAAAAAUUCAAAAUAUACAGAAAAACUCAGAAUCACAAACUGCUCAUUUCCUCUGGUGCAACUGAGUACAUCAGAAAUACAAAUCAGUACGUUCAGAAGGCAUUAAGUGGUGGAGAACAUACAGAAUGAUCUACCGGGGAACAGCAAUAAACAGGCGGAACGGGCAAUUUCAGCAGCUAGCUGACAGGAAACUCAAUUUCUGCUGCAACGUUGCUUUAAAGGAUAAAUCUGGUGACUUUCUAUGUUGCUCUUCUUGUCAACAAAAAAACAGAAGACGACUCACACCAACGGUAAAUGUAUUUACACUCUUAUCUGUUGCGGAGCGCCGCAGCUGUGACGGAGCCGGAACGCAGCACAGCCGCAGCCGGUGAAAACACACACAUUGACUAGAAUUGAAACGUAUCGGUUCCACUGCCGUUCUGCAGCGCAGACUCAACCCACACGCAUCUGGUGGAAUUUGAGCAUCAGAAAUAACGGUUCCAAAAAGGUUCUUCCUGAAGGGCUGAGGCUCUACUUAGAACCAGCUGCUUCAGAAGAAUGCUUUUUUGACAAAAGAGUUUUGCUAGGGUUCUUUGUGACACUUACGAUUGAUUACAUCAGAAGAACCCUUUUCAUCCAAAGAACUGUUUUUUUUUCUAAGAAAGGGUUCUAUGAGGGUGCUUUGUAAUUCUAAGGAUUCCUUGAGGAACCCUUUUCAUACAAAGAACCAUUUUUUCAAGAGAGGUUUCUUUGUAAGACUAAGGGUUCCUUUGAGGAACAAUUUUCUUUUAAAUAACCUUUUUUUCUGAAAAAAGGCUUCUUUUUUCUACUAAGGGUUCCUUUCGAAGAACCCUUCAUUCAAAGAACCAUUUUUUUGAAAGGAAAAAAAAAGGUUCUGCUAGGGUUCUUUUUAAGACGGAGGGCUCCGUCAGAAGAAACACUUUCAUCCAAAAAAACCCCCCUUUUUUUUGGUAGAAAUGCGAGGGUUCUUUGUCAGACUAAGGUUCCUUGAGAAAAGCCAUUUUCACCCCAGGAACCCUUUUUUUGAAGAAAGGGUUCUUUAUGGUUUUUUUGUAAGACUAUGGGUUCCUUUAAGAACCCUUUUAAUUCAAAACCCUUUUUUGGACGAAAGAGUUGUUUAAGGAUUCUUUGUACAACUCAAGGUUUCUUCUGAAGUAUCUUUUUCCUCCAAAGAACCCAAUCUUCACAGAAAGGCUUUUUCAACAAUUCUUUGUAAGGGGUAAGGGUUCCUUUAGAAGACCCCUUUCCAUCCAAAGACCCCCUUUUUUUGAAGAAUGGGUUCUUCAAGGGUUCUCUGUAAGACUAAGGAAACAGAGUUUUGGUUCCCAACCACAGUAAAGGCUGUAGUGGUGGUGAUUCCACAAAAUCACCGGCUGCCCAAGAACAUGAUUGUGAACCAUGUUGUUCGAGGUUACAUUGGACCACAUCAGCCCCGGCCCUUUAGGAGCCUCAUGGAGCCUCCUAAGGACGCAGUUCCCUUGACCCGCGACUCACCUGUUAAACCACAACCAUGAUUAGUGGGGAAGAGAUCUAUGGGUAAUGUAGUCAAUUAAUAAACUUCUUGAUCAAUCCCAUGGAAUAUAAAAGGGUUCUCAGAAGAAACCCCUGAGUAGGUUCUAAAUGAAACCCUUGGAAUUUGAACGGGUUCUCGGUGAAAACCAUAGACUGUAAAGACUGACGACAUGACAGCUCCCCUAAAAGUGAAGCCAAAAUAUCCGAAUUGCCUCCCAGUGGCUGCAGCAUAGGUCAUAAACUCCACCUCCUCCAUGUUAGCCGACUGACAUGGACCAAACCAAGUGCGCGUCAAAUAAUUUUUUCCCAAAGAUGGUUCCUGUUAUUUUGGGAAGUUCUUAUCUCGCUGAUGUUUGUCAAAGUGCUCGUUUUUCUAAUAACUUUGGUCAUAUGUUAUGUUAGGACAAAAGGGUGGUGGGGGACUGAGGUCAUGACUGACCGCUGUGUCGGCCAAUCGGUGUGCUCGUCAGAAGGUGUAUGGACGGAACUCGACACCGCUGGCGACUUUGGCUCCAAACGACGUCACCAGCAGAAGAUGUCAUAGCUUUGUUUGUACAGGGGGGGAAGUAAAGACGUGUCCUUCAUCUUUAUAUACAGUCUGUGGUAGAACCCUCUCAGCUGCUUUAGAUGAAACCAUUGGUAUAUUAAAGGUUUCUUGGUAGAACGCCCUGGGUGAGGUGUUAGCACCCUUACAAGGUAUGAAGGUUCUGAAUAGAACCCCCAGAGAGUGUUGUGGUUGGAGCCAUUACAUCGUGAAAGGGUUCUCUAUAGAACCUGUCAUAAGGGUUUCUGGGUGAAACCUUUCACAGAUGGAUCUAGGUAUAACCCUUACUGUUGGGUUAUAGGUGGAACCCUCUAAAAGAGUUCCAGGUGGAUCCUUUCUAAGAUUCUUCCAGGAACCAAAAAGGGUUCUCUGAUAGGGACAAGCUGAAUAACGAGCACACUAAGUACUGUGUGUAGGCCUGAUAUAUCUUAACAUUCACUGCACCAAAUGUGGAUUAAUCCCCCGCUGAAAAUAGUCCCAAAGUAAGUCAUGGUUCCUGCUGUUUGUUUGAUAAAAACUACAGCGACUGAAGGAACUACAGACUCAUGAGUCACAGACAUGCACAAGAUUUGUUGAUUAAAAAAAAAGAAAAAAAAAACAAUAGAAAAACACCAGACUGAUCCUUUAAGUUUAAACGGGAUGUGUUGCUCGAUGGUGUGGUUCGGGUUUGAUGCUUCCUUCAGCAGCAACAUAAAAAUCGAGUUUUAUCUUGCUGCUGAAAGCUUUGAAAAAUAGUUACGUUUCAAUGGUGGAAAAAAAGAAGACAGUGUUGACAAAGUAAAAUCAGACUGAUCAAUACUGUACCUGCACAUAUUCACCUGGACAGGUGUCACGUUGUACAGCAACAACAAUCAAACAAUAGAGACACAUUCUGUUCUGUCAGCUGUUAAUGUGCUAAGAAAAAAGAUUCAUGGAGCUUUACAGUUUGUGUUUGAACCACUGACAUCAUUCACCAAAAGCUCCAGGAUUAUUGCAACAGUAUUAACAUGAGUCAGCAGGAGAGGUCAGAGGUCACACGCUGUCACCUCCUGAUUGGUCGUCACAUUUCAUGACUCAUUCCCUCGACUGCAAACUGUGCAACUCGACUGCGCAACUGGAUAUUUGCUGUUAACGUCUGCAUCAAUCAGGCGACUGCAACUGAGAACGUUUAAAACCAGGAGGGAAGAUGCUUCAUGGAACUUGUUCAAACUCGAGGCCGUUACAUCGGAACGACGGGAUGAAACCUGCGUCACUGAUGAGCCAAGGUCUGUGCUCGUGAUCAGUUGCACAGAUACGACCUCUGGGCUUUUUACUCCACACAAACAGCUCAUGUACCGACUGCACGGACGUCAGCUGAACAACCUGGUGGCGAAUUCACCGAUAAAUAAAUUCAUGCAGUUCUUUCACUUAUUUUCCUGCAGUUUCUCUCCUUUUCCUUCGUAUGUACGUUCAUGAACUGGGGUUAGAAAACCUCGAGAUAGACUCAAGUUGAAAUAUUGUCAACUUGCACCGAUGUGUCUCCUCAGUGUACCACCUUCACUUCUCCUCUUAAAGUCUUUUCACAUCUAAUAUGAAUCAUUUGUACCAAUAAAUGGCACGUUAGUUUAAUUUAAAUUAGAACUCCGAGUUUUGAUGAAAAUUUGGAUCGGGCGAUAACGCACGGCCGCUUCGUUCUCUUGGUGAAUUGUCGACCUUCCUCUGGUGCUGACACAACUCUGUGGAGACAGGUCUGACUACGUGAGACUGGUCUGAACACAUCUUCAGUUAGCUACAUUGAUGGCUCUGUAGUGAUGGAGGUUGAGGCAGUUUUACACCAUCAGAGACACAUAGAGCUGCGUGCAGCGCAUUGAUUUGUUCAGCCCCUCCUUGUCCCCUCUCUCUCUGUUUAUCAUGGGACUGCAGUGACAGGGCUAACUGUUAGCAUGACACAGCUAACAUUACCCAACAUUUGUUAACAGGUUUAAUGACAGAGAUGGUGAGACGGCUGGGACUGCUCAACGGCUCGGUGUUGGAUGUUAGUUGCUGCUGCUGUGUUAGUUCAUGCUAACCAGGUAGAGAGCAGGAGGAGUGCAGCUCAUGAAGACUGUCCUUCAACGCUGCUUCAAACAGCAGAAACAGCUGAUUGUUGGUGAUCACAUGUUUCUGCCCCCCUCCCACCAUCACAAAUAGAUUCUAACUCUGUGGGAAGCACUAGCCACCUUUUACACAGCCUGUUCAGGGCGGGAAUAUCACAGCAUCAUGCCGCCUCGCCGUUCUGUAUAUAAGGUACGAUUAAGGAACGGGGGAAAGUGUUUUCUCGCCUUUAAUCCACUAUGGGAGGCAGUAACAGUGCCAAAAGGGUGUCUGUAUAACCAGGAUCAUAGGCAGCAUGGCUGUGAUCUUUUGACAACGUAUGAUGUAACCCAUCCUCACUGUGACCUCGUCACAUGUCCACAUUUGGUCAUGGACUUCCCACGUCCACAUAUGACGUCCGAACUACCCUGGGUGUGUUGGUUGUUGACGUUCUGGGACGCCGUGUCAACUUCAGCCUGUUACAUGCAUUGUCUGUUUUCAAAAAACACAGUUUGCAUACAGUCUUUCAAAAUAAAAGCCCUACAUCAACACAACACCGCAAAUUGACUUUUUUUCCCCCCCUUCAAUAUCGCACACACGUGGUUACGUUUAGCCAACACACACACAUGAUUGAGUUUUGGAAAAAAGAACAGGGUUUGGCUUUACAAUCAUGCAGAAGUGGUUGGUGUCUGAUGUUGGAAGUGACUACCCAAGUGCCGGUAUUUGACUCUGGAACGAGAUCGGGUUGUAUUUUGUGUGCGACCCACCGCGGGAAGAGUAGCUAAUAGCAGUCUGCAGCUAACUGAAAAAAGAAGAACGGCGGCUGUAACUGUCUGCAAACAGUAAUAAAAAAAGAGGUCCAGGAGCUCCUUACCCUCUGAGCAGCAGACGAGAUCAGCCGCCAUGUAACAGGGAUGAAUGAUUGUUAUUGACAUGUUAUAUGUCACACUAGAGGCCGACGCUGUUGUGUUAAAUGUGAUGCCUCUUUUAAUGGCAGGAUGCCAGCAUGCUGUGUAUAAUCACACACUGGAGCGACACGAUGCCGCUGUUGUUUGGUUCUGUGUAAAAAUGUAAAAUUGGCCUAAGCAGGGACUUUGUAGCAACUCUAUAGCGCCAUCUCUGUGUAAAAAGGUCUACUGACUGCUCAUCGAGAUAAACUCUGAACCUGAGACAGUUUUAAUUGAUCCCACAAUUUCACUGCAAAAAAAAAAAAAGCCUAAAAAUAACAGCAACAUGCAUCACAGUUUUUUUAAAGGCUGCUGUGGAAUCAGACAUUUCAGGCUGCAACAAUCCCAGAAACAUAAAUGCAAAUCCUUGAGGGACUGCUUAACCUGUUACACCAAUCAUAUUUUUCCCUUGCACUGUUGCUCUCUGUACAGUGCAGCUCAAUCAUAAGUGCUGUAUCGUAGGCAGCUGGACAUGCUUGAGUUUCUUGAAGACG
Molecule: messenger RNA, 8488 nt
Organism: Epinephelus fuscoguttatus (brown-marbled grouper)
Lineage: Eukaryota; Metazoa; Chordata; Actinopteri; Perciformes; Serranidae
Product: zgc:172076
Biological process (GO): phosphocreatine biosynthetic process
Molecular function (GO): creatine kinase activity
Source: RefSeq, a predicted model, not a curated record